This is a messenger RNA of Dibothriocephalus latus, 810 nucleotides long. Lineage: Eukaryota; Metazoa; Platyhelminthes; Cestoda; Diphyllobothriidea; Diphyllobothriidae. The record is from the annotation of a GenBank genome assembly.
AUGGUUACGGCUCUUUAUGAUUUCAACGCUCCUGAGCCGGCUGAUUUGUCCUUUAAAGCUGGAGAUAUUUUGCUGUUAGAGGACAAUCAAGGUCAAGGCUGGACCCUCGCAUUCAAUCCCCGAACUUUGAGGACUGGAAAUAUACCGAUGAAUUAUAUGGCAACUGAGAGUGAUUCCGUCGCAUGUAAAGCGUGGUACAACAUAAACCGAACUGAAGCUGAGAGGAAACUUUUUAUUCCCGGUGUUGAGAAUGGAAUGUUCAUUCUUCGGCCAUCCUCAGGUACACAUUACAAAGUCAAUUUUCCGCCGACAGAAGGGAAGUUUUAUAUUCGUCCGAACUUCAGAGCGGACACAUUGGACGAACUGCUUAUUUUCUACAUGACAACUCCAUUGGAUAUUAGUGGCUGCCUACUAAUGCCUCGGCCAAAAGUGGUCCCACCUCCUUUCAAUUUUCAAGAGUUCGCGAUUGAUCGAUCCAUCAUAAAGCUAACAGAUCGACUCGGCUGUGGCAACUUUGGAGAAGUCUGGCUAGCUAAGAUGCAGACUGUUACCGUUGCAGUAAAGACGUGUCUUCCAACUGCAACGAAAGAAGACUUUGUGAACGAGGCACAAACCAUGUUCAUUCUAAACCACCCGCGACUAGUUCGAUUCCUGGGCUACUGCAACAGACCUGCAGAUGAGCCAUUUUACCUCAUCACGGAAUACAUGGAAAACGGAUCGCUGAAAGAUUUCCUCAUCGAAAAUCAAAAGCGCAUUGAAUACGAAAAAUGUAUUCAAAUUAUUCACCAGGUAUGUCUUCCUCCCUCAUAG